Musca vetustissima is the source of this 993-nucleotide messenger RNA. RefSeq lists its product as uncharacterized. Gene Ontology annotation, biological process: DNA integration. The record is from RefSeq and is a predicted model, not a curated record. The transcript has a single exon. Lineage: Eukaryota; Metazoa; Arthropoda; Insecta; Diptera; Muscidae. Bases 1 to 993 code for a protein of 330 amino acids. Gene Ontology annotation, molecular function: nucleic acid binding.
AUGUUACUGGUGGUUACUGACGCAUACAGUAAAUGGAUUGAAGUUAAGAUAACUUCAUCGACCUCAUCAGCAGCCACGAUUGAUGCCUUAGACGAGCUGUUCGCAAGUUACGGAGUUCCAAUCACGAUUGUGUCCGACAAUGGCACAGGCUUUGCAUCGGAGGAGUUCAAAGAUUACUUGACAAGAAUUGGAGUGAAAUACCACAAAUUUACUGCGCCAUACCACCCUUCUACUAACGGGCAGGCUGAAAGAUCAAUUCAGACUAUAAAAGCAGCUAUGAAAAUUAUGAAGGCGAGCAAAGAAAAUUUACAAUCGCGAUUAAAUCAGUACCUACGGCAUUAUAGAAUUCCUCCUCAUGCAACUACGGGCAAAUCCCCUGAUAUGUUAUUCCUGGGCAGGACACUGAGAACACGUUUUGACUUAAUGAAACCUGAAGAAUUCCAAUUUAGCAUGGCUGAAAAGCAGUAUAGUAAAUUCACCCCGACAUAUCGCGUUUUUGAACCAAUGCAGGAGAUAUACUUUCUAUCUAACAACAAAAGAAUGAACAAGUGGCUUAAAGGCAUUAUAGUGCGGCGAACGGGUGACGUGCAUUACGAAAUUUUACAUGAAGGGAAGGAGGUUAGACGGCAUGUUGAUCAGAUACGAGGCAGAGUUUCAAAUAGGAGAAAUGGAGGUAAAGUGGUGACCAUUGCUCCUACCGAGUCAAGAAAUGUUAUUCGAUGCUCGUCACCUCCUCAGUCACACUCAACGGCGCAAGGAUCAAUCGACAAUUCGGAUGACGAGAACAUAGUUACAAGUGAUCAUUCUCUGGGAGAGAUUGAACCUGAAGAAGCAACCCUGGAAGACGGAUUUAUAACCCCGCAGUCCGAUUUUCAUGGAUUUACCAGUGGUAACAUUGAACGUACUUCAAAUACACCCCAGCAAGAACCUUGUGUCCUACCACGGAGAUCGUCAAGGCCAAGACGGCAAAGAGUCCUUUUCUCUCCACAAUAA